Molecule: messenger RNA, 1491 nt
Organism: Microplitis demolitor
Lineage: Eukaryota; Metazoa; Arthropoda; Insecta; Hymenoptera; Braconidae
Product: retinoid-inducible serine carboxypeptidase
Exons: 6
Coding region: 66-1385 (439 amino acids)
Biological process (GO): proteolysis
Molecular function (GO): serine-type carboxypeptidase activity
Source: RefSeq, a predicted model, not a curated record
AUUCAUUUGAUCUAUUAAUGUGUUACUAGUUUUAUUUUGUAUUCUUAAAGUAAAAAAAUAAAGCGAUGUCGUGGAUUUGGAUAGCGAUUUUCCUUUCUGUUUUCAUCAGUGAGCGAUCGAAUGGAGUGGAGGGAAAAAGAGGAUUUGGACCUGGCGAACAAGAUUGGGGACAUGUUAAAGUUCGAGCUGGCGCCCACAUGUUUUGGUGGCUUUAUUAUGCCAACCCGCCCGAGAAAUCAGGAUACUUUGAUGCCUUCAGUAAACCACUAGUGAUUUGGUUACAAGGAGGCCCAGGAUCUCCUUCAACUGCCUACGGAAAUUUUGAAGAAAUCGGGCCACUUGAUAUCAAUCUACAGAGACGUAAUUAUACUUGGGUCAAUGAUUACAAUGUUUUGUUCAUUGAUAACCCAGUGGGCACAGGAUUUAGUUACGUUGAAAACAAUUCAAACUUUACUCGUAACAAUAUAGAAAUAGCGAAAGAUCUUUUGCAUUGUAUGACAGGAUUUUCAAACGCAAUUCCUCAAUUUAAAAAAGUCCCGACUUAUAUUGUAGCCGAAUCUUAUGGAGGAAAAAUGGCCACACAUUUUGCUCUAGCGUGGGAUGCAUUGCAAAAACGUGGUUAUAUUAAAAGUAACUUGAAAGGCAUUGGUUUAGGCGAUUCUUGGAUCUCGCCCAUUGAUACAGUUCUCUCUUAUGCUCCAUAUUUAUAUUACACGGGUAUGGUCAAUUAUGAUGGCUAUGAAAAAAUUCAAAAUGCCGCGGAGCUAACGAGGGCUGCAAUUGAAUCAGAAAAUUGGCAUUAUGCUACAGCAAGAUUUUAUGAAACAUGGAAAGUUAUUAUGAACUGUACAAAUAACAUUGACUUAUACAAUCUUUUAGAAAGAAAAAUACCGUUCAAAAAACUUCAACCUAAGUAUCAUUCUGGUGCGCGGGAAGAAUUACGCGAAUCAGACUUUGAAAAAAAAUUAAAUUUCCUUAUGAAUGGUAAAGUAAAAACCGCACUCGGUCUCAAAAAUUUAUUCAAAAUACGUUCUAGUGAAAUUAAAAGGAACCUAGAUGAAGAUUUUAUGACGUCAGUUACUAAUAUUAUUGAGAAAAUUCUUGAUGAAACAAAUUUAAAAGUCUUUGUAUACAAUGGGCAACUUGAUGUCAUUGUACCAACUGCUAGUACAGUCGCUUGGUUAGAAAAACUAAAGUGGAAUGGCGCGGAAAAGUGGAGAAAUUCUGAAAGAGUUGACUUGACUAUUGAUAAUAAUAUUGAAGGAUAUGUACAGGGCUAUAAAAAUUUAAAAAUGUUUUGGAUUAAUCGAGCGGGUCACAUGGUACCAAAAGAUAAUUAUUAUGCAACAAAUUUGAUGCUCAAAAUGCUGACUUCAGAAGCAUAAAUAUCUCUUGUCGUAAAUUAUAAGUCAUGGUUAUUUAAAAUAAGCAAAGUUUGUACUGAAUUUCAAUAUUUUAAUUACUAUAAAUCCAUUAUUACUUUGAAAAAUA